Alternaria novae-zelandiae is the source of this 207-nucleotide messenger RNA. RefSeq lists its product as uncharacterized. The record is from RefSeq and is a predicted model, not a curated record. NCBI's taxonomy places the organism in Eukaryota, Fungi, Ascomycota, Dothideomycetes, Pleosporales, Pleosporaceae. Bases 1 to 207 code for a protein of 68 amino acids. The transcript has 2 exons.
AUGUUCUACCCACUCUAUCCGGUCGGUAUCGGGGCUGAGUGGUGGUUACUGUACCGGUCUAUUGCUCCUGGAGCGAAGGUCAGCCCAGUCAUACCGCUCGUCUUCUACUUCUGCUUGAUGCUGUACAUUCCAGGUUCCUACACCAUGUACACCUACAUGAUCAAGCAAAGAAGGAAGACACUGGGUUCCAGACACAAGGUCCAGUAA